AUGAGCAGCACGCCUGCAACGAAACGAAGACGGAUCAGCCGUUCUCCCUCACCAGUCUACAAAAUAGAUGACACUGUAGAUGACUAUGAGCCAUAUAUCCCAGUCGCCCAGCGCCGCCAGGCAAAGCUCGCUGCCAUCGCUUCUCGCAGCCUAGCUGGAAGGGCAAAGUCCUCAAAACAGUCAAGCUUAGAACCGGAGCAACCAGAUGUAGAUGACGCAGAGGAGAAACAGAGGGAAAGAGAGAGAAAGGAGCGGACGUUGUUGCUCGAGGCGCAGGAGGUGCAUAGGAAGAAGGCCGUUGAAGAUGCUCAGAAGACUGAAGUAGAACGGAAUGAAGAAGCGGAUGCUGCUAUCCUUGCUGCUAUAGCGAGCAGAAAAAAGCUCGCAUCGGAUUUGGAAUUGGCCAAGGGCAUACAAUAUACUGAGCCUCUCAAGUCCUCUUGGACACCGCCUCGUUAUAUACAGGCACGGCCAAAAGAAGUGAAUCAGCGAAUUCGCGAACAGUACCAUAUUCUCGUCGAAGGAGAGGAUAUCCCGCCGCCCAUUCCGAGCUUUGCGGACAUGAAGAUUCCCGAUGUGCUCCUCAAGAAUCUCAAAUCGAAGGGCAUCGUGAGCCCUACCCCCAUUCAAACACAAGGUUUGCCGGUAGCACUCGCCGGAAGGGAUAUGAUAGGGAUUGCAUUUACCGGUUCAGGAAAGACGCUCGCAUUCUGUCUACCGUUGAUUAUGUUCGCAGCCGAAGAGGAGACAAAAUUGCCAUUUGUUCGUGGUGAGGGACCGGUUGGUAUAAUACUAUGUCCAUCACGUGAACUGGCAUCUCAGACGUUUGAAAAUGUCCUUGGCUGGACGAGUGCUUUGGCGAGUGGCGGAUAUCCUCAACUGAAUACUUUACUGUGCAUUGGUGGCAUCUCCAUGUCGGAACAAUCACAUACGCUUAACAAAGGCCUUCACAUUGUCGUUGCGACACCCGGUCGAUUGAUUGAUAUGUUGGAGAAGCGACGAUUUAGUCUUGAUAGUUGCAAGUUCCUGUGUAUGGAUGAAGCGGAUCGGAUGAUCGAUUUGGGGUUUGAAGAUGAUGUCCGGACUGUAAUGAGUUUUUUCAAGUCCCAACGACAAACUCUUUUGUUCUCUGCUACUAUGCCCAGGAAAAUCCAGGACUUUGCACAACAGUCGCUCAUACAGCCUGUCCUUGUGAAUGUUGGGCGCGCUGGAGCGGCAAAUUUGGACGUACUCCAGGUCGUCGAAUAUGUGAAACAGGAGGCAAAGAUGGUGUAUCUCCUUGAAUGCCUGCAGAAGACUCCACCGCCUGUGAUCAUCUUUAGCGAUAACAAGAAUGAAGUGGAUGAUAUUCAGGAGUAUCUCCUGCUGAAAGGCGUAGAAGCAGUUGCCAUCCAUGGAUCAAAAACCCAAGAAGAACGACAAUAUGCAAUAAAGUCAUUCAAGUCAGGUGCAAAAGACGUGAUGGUCGCCUCGGGUGUUGCUUCCAAGGGACUCGACUUCAACGACAUCCAACACGUCAUCAUCUUCUCCAUGCCGAAGGAAAUCGAAGACUACGUUCAUCAGAUUGGAAGAACCGGGAGGAGCGGGAAGACAGGUAUCGCCACGACGUUUGUGAAUAUGAAUACGUCUGAGCAGACGUUGUUGGAUUUGAAGUAUUUGUUGAUGGAGGCAGGGCAGAAGGUCCCACCGUUCCUUGUAUCAAUCGAAGACCCAAGGACUGCUCAGGGCGCUUCGUUCAAAGGGUGUCCGGUCUGUGGUGGUUUGGGACAUGGUAUAUCGCUUUGUCCAAAGUUGGAGGACUCCCAACGCAGACAGAUGGCAUCGCAUAGGGCGGAUGAUAUGGGCGGCAAUUACUGAUUGCGGGCUCUGAUUUUUGGUUGUUGUGGGCUCAUUAGUCACCGGGGACUUGUGAACCCCGUCUGCAUCUUUUGAUAGUCUAGAAGGAUCAUCUCAUAAUGUAUUGCAUUUAAUGGUUUAUGGCGUAUGUAUGAAUAAUGAACUGGAUCAGGC
Messenger RNA from Fomitiporia mediterranea MF3/22, 2010 nucleotides. Its product is annotated as P-loop containing nucleoside triphosphate hydrolase protein. Bases 1 to 1857 code for a protein of 618 amino acids. The record is from RefSeq and is a predicted model, not a curated record. Gene Ontology annotation, biological process: mRNA splicing, via spliceosome. Gene Ontology annotation, cellular component: spliceosomal complex. Gene Ontology annotation, molecular function: RNA binding; RNA helicase activity; ATP binding. NCBI's taxonomy places the organism in Eukaryota, Fungi, Basidiomycota, Agaricomycetes, Hymenochaetales, Hymenochaetaceae. The transcript has 10 exons.